This is a messenger RNA of Poecilia reticulata (guppy), 1228 nucleotides long. The record is from RefSeq and is a predicted model, not a curated record. NCBI's taxonomy places the organism in Eukaryota, Metazoa, Chordata, Actinopteri, Cyprinodontiformes, Poeciliidae.
GUGGUGAGCACAGUAACAGAUGGGUACCACCGUUAACUCCCAGAAGAAGACAGUGGCUAGUUAUUCCAAAGUACCAAGCUAAUUCUGUUAAAACGAAUUGGUUUUCGUCGACCAGGCGGCUUCUAAUUAACAGAAACUUCUAAAAUAUCACGUUGUGGCUUUAAUGGUGAAAUAAGCCGUAUUUUCCGGGGGGAUGUUCGGCAGGUCGUAUCAGCUGCUUCCGCAGAGGGAUUCAAGCUCCCAGAAGACUCCUGGUUUGUUUGUGAACUCUCACAGCUUUUCACAGCCAAGCUAUCAUAAAGGACUUUCCUUUGAUUAUAUCCCAAAUAUCUCUGCAAACGACUUUACUGAUGCCUCUCAGGGAUGGGUGUCUUGGAUCUGCAACCUGAUUGUGAUCUUCCUCGUUUACAUCUGCACCUUCAUAGCCUUCCCAGUAACAGGAUGGUUUGUUCUAAAGACUGUCCCGAACUACCAGAGGGUAGUAGUGUUCCGUCUGGGUCGGGUUUGUCCCCCUAAAGGCCCCGGGGUUGUGCUGGUGCUGCCCCUCAUUGAUCAGUGGCAGAGAGUGGACCUGAGAACCCGAGCCUUUAACGUCCCCCCAUGUCAGGUGAUUACUCGGGAUGGUGGCGUGUUGUUAGUGGGAGCAGACAUCCAGUUCAGGAUCUGGAACCCAGUCAUGUCAGUGGUGUCGGUCCAGGACCUGAAUGCCUCCACCAGGAUGACUGCGCAGAACGCUUUGACCCACAGCCUGUCCAAGAAGACCAUCAGGGAAAUUCAAACUGAGAGACUGAAACUAGAGGAAUAUCUUGGUGUAAGUUCAAACAUGAGCCGUUUGUUAUAUUUCACUGGAUGCUUAAUAUUUAGUGCCAACAUAAUUUCCAUGAUAAAAGCUCUUAAACUUGUAUGUUUUCUUGUGUGUGUGCAUGUUUCAGGUAGUGGCGCAGCUGGGUCAGGGUCCUUGUGUGGAGAGCCUGAUGUGACUUUGAGCAUGAGCGAUUGCGACCUCGUGGACAUGUUCCAAGGGAGGCUGCGACCGUUCGCCGCGUACACCAGCGGCAAGCUCAAGGUGCAGGGAGACGUCAAGACGGCCAUGAAGCUGGAAGAACUCAUAAAGCAGCUUAAAAAGUAGCUUCCACUGUAACUUUGUUUUGCUCUUAAAUGGAUGCUUAAAUUUUACAUGUAAAUUCAAUACAUUUUAAUAUAUGUUUUUGAUUAAAGUUAUUAAAAA